This is a messenger RNA of Theobroma cacao (cacao), 1646 nucleotides long. RefSeq lists its product as uncharacterized. Gene Ontology annotation, cellular component: membrane; cytoplasm. NCBI's taxonomy places the organism in Eukaryota, Viridiplantae, Streptophyta, Magnoliopsida, Malvales, Malvaceae. The record is from RefSeq and is a predicted model, not a curated record.
UUUUCAUCACCAGAUAUGCAUGCAAAUGGCAGAAGGUGCAUCAUCCUCAUUGAUGGCACGCAUCUAUGUACUCUGUUUGUAGAGUUAAUCUCUGUUAUAGGAUCAAACUUCUACAACCAAAACCGUGAAAAUACUCUGGCAAAUAAAUUACUUACAAAUUUCUCGAGUUCCACGAAAGCUCCCCCAUCCAUGGCAACUCUAAACAGCAUGGCAAGCCAUAAACCCUCAGCACUUUUCGAACCCAUAAUCAAAUCCCACAAGUACCCCGCUCUCUCUCCGAUUCCCCUCUCUGCUCGUCUCUUGUACAAAACUAACCCAACCCAUCUAUUACUCUGGAUUAAAAAGAGAAGGAAUUGGAUUAUUAAAACAGUCACAGACGACAAAGAAUUGGCUCCAGUGGAGACUAGCCAUUCGAAUGAAGCUAAGAAGCCUUUGUUCCCAAAUGGGUCCAAUAUUUUAGAAGCUUUUUCUUCUUCUUCAGAGAGAGGAGGUGGUGACGAUGAUUUUGAGAAGUUGAGUAGUAGAGCAAUCAAUGCCUCGAUUGUUCUUGGAUUUGGCACGCUUGCUGUCUCUAAGUUACUUACUAUAGAUCAUGAUUACUGGCAUGGAUGGACCCUUUUUGAGGUUUUCCGAUAUGUUCCGGAACAUAAUUGGAUUGCAUAUGAACAAGCACUUAAAGCAAACCCAGUCUUAGCCAAAAUGACAAUAAGUGGGAUCGUCUAUUCAAUAGGAGAUUGGAUUGCACAAUGUUAUGAAGGAAAGCCUCUUUUUGACUUUGAUCGGACACGCAUGUUCAGAUCAGGCCUUGUAGGAUUUACUCUCCAUGGAUCCCUUUCUCAUUAUUAUUACCAAUUUUGUGAGGCUCUGUUUCCUUUCCAAGACUGGUGGGUUGUUCCAGCAAAAGUUGUCUUUGACCAAACAGUUUGGGCAGCAAUCUGGAACAGUAUCUAUUAUGUGGUUUUGGGGUUCUUGCGUUUUGAAUCCUCUGCUAACAUCUAUAGAGAACUGAAGGCAACAUUUUGGCCUAUGCUGACUGCAGGUUGGAAACUCUGGCCAUUUGCUCACAUGAUUACCUAUGGUGUGAUACCUGUCGAACAAAGGCUUCUUUGGGUCGACUGUGUGGAACUUAUCUGGGUAACGAUUUUGUCAACCUAUUCUAACGAGAAAUCAGAAGCAAGAAUAUUGGAUGCAAGACUGGAAGAAGACUCUAGUUCAUCAAGCAAUCCUCCUAAGGGAUAAACAAAGUAGAGUCACGCAUCACAGUUGUCUAGAAAGAUGAGCAGCAUCAUUUUGGUGAGUCAAAGCCAAAGAAUGAUUGCUUGGGUCUACUUUUGAUGAAAGAGUGAUCAGAAUAAAAAAAAAGUUGCCUACUGGAGGAAUUUGGCGAUAUACAACAUCAUAUAAUUCUUAACCUUUAUACAUUAGUCGUUCAGGUUUUGUGCUAGGGGGGUUAUGAUGGGGCAUAGCUAGAUAUGUUGUAUCAGGGCAAGUUUACUAAGAUUGUUGAGCUAUUCUUGUAUUCGACUGGCAUUCAAAAUGAUGUUAGGGUCAAUUAAUUGUCAAAAAAUUAUAUUUGUACAAUACUCUACAUUUGGUUUCUGUAUCUUUGAAUUUGGGCAUCAUAUAAAUCCCUAAUUUAUGCUUCA